Messenger RNA from Micromonas commoda, 1589 nucleotides. Its product is annotated as myb family transcription factor. Gene Ontology annotation, molecular function: DNA binding. The record is from RefSeq and is a predicted model, not a curated record. The coding region runs from base 1 to 1110 and encodes 369 amino acids. NCBI's taxonomy places the organism in Eukaryota, Viridiplantae, Chlorophyta, Mamiellophyceae, Mamiellales, Mamiellaceae. The transcript has 3 exons.
AUGGCGGGCCUAUCGGAACUCGUAGAGGCGGCGACGGAGGGCAUGCGAAAGACGCAGUCCGCCGACCCUAUUGAGGAGAACUCUAAUCAGCCUCCUCCUCCGACCAAGGACGACGGCCAUCUGUCGGAUUCCGCGGUCGCGCCGACCAGAGAGCGCAAGAAGGGCGUUCCCUGGACUGAGGACGAGCACCGCCUCUUCCUCCUCGGCCUUCAGAAGCUCGGCAAGGGCGACUGGCGCGGCAUCUCCCGCCACUUCGUGCAGUCGCGCACCCCGACGCAGGUUGCCUCGCACGCGCAGAAGUACUUCAUUCGCCAGAACAACCUCAACAAGCGCAAGCGCCGGAGCAGCCUCUUCGACAUCGUCUCCGAGGCUCCCGCCGAGCCCGCCAAGGCUCCCGAGGUUGCCUCGAAGCCCCCCGCGGGCAUCCCCGGGGGUCUCUCCAUGGCUUUCGCCGCGGGUAUGCCCGCCUUUCCGGGAUUCAACCCCGCGUCCAUGCCCAUGCCCCCCGGCUUUGGAGCCCACGGCGCGGUCCCCGCGGCGAAGAAGGCGGGGGCGGGAAUGGACGAGGGCGAGAAGGCGGCGGCGGCGACGAUCGCCGCGCUCGCGGGCAGCCCCAUCGCCGCGGCUGGGUUCGCGCAGGCGGCGGCGGCGGCGGCGGGGUCCAAGGGGCCCAACCCGUGGGAGGUCAAGCACGCGCCGAUGGGCGCGUCGCCCCCAGGGCAGCACAACGCGCAACAAGCCGCCGCCGCCGCGGCUGCCGCGGCGGCGGCCAACCCGUUCGCGGCGAUGAUGGCGAUGGGGGCUAUGGGACAGAUGGGUGCGCAGAUGCCUGCCCCCGCGGCUUGGAUGCAGGGAUACCACCAAUUUAUGCAGCAGAUGGCGGCGGCGGGUGCCGCGCAUCAGCAGGCGCAGGCUGCGCGGCCCCCGAUGCCUCCGCCCCCCGCUGGGGUCACCUUCCCCCCCAACUUCCAGGGCUUCACCCCCGGCGUGUUUCCCGGCGCUCACAACGUGUUUGGCAACUUCAUGAACGGCGCGAUGGCCAAGCCCGCGGGCGAAAAGCCCGAGACGGUUGCGAAGAAGGAGGGCUCCGCCACCGCGGUCACCGCGUGAACCGCAGAUCCCUCGCCCCUCACCGUCGCCACGCGUCCCUUCCACCGCCGGAGCCUCGAGACGACUCUUGCGCGUCCCUCGAGUCUCCCGCCGCGUCUGCCGGUGUGAACGACCCGACGGCCUACAUACAGGUUGAACUCCGAUUGAAUCCUCGAGGCGAAUCCUCGAGGCGAAUAUCGCGACUUUCUUUUGGCCCUCGGAGUUGUGCCGCCGCGCCUGGACGCACGGAAGGCGCUGGUCUACUCUCACGGCGCGUUCCACGACGCGCCGCGCCUGUACUCUGUUCGCACACUACACACCCUGUACCACCUCUUUCGCAUAUACGCAUGGAUGUAUCAAUUUUGCUCGCAUUUUAGUUUUCUGUUAGUUCUGCAAGACCCCACCGACUUAGUCCCGCGGUGGCCACAUUUAUUAGUUUGCUCACGAUGCUUAGAAGAACACUUUCAGUACGAAGACAACAAGUAAAAAUUUCAAACACU